Populus trichocarpa (black cottonwood) is the source of this 1245-nucleotide messenger RNA. RefSeq lists its product as uncharacterized. NCBI's taxonomy places the organism in Eukaryota, Viridiplantae, Streptophyta, Magnoliopsida, Malpighiales, Salicaceae. The record is from RefSeq and is a predicted model, not a curated record. Bases 1 to 1245 code for a protein of 414 amino acids. The transcript has 4 exons. Gene Ontology annotation, molecular function: protein dimerization activity.
AUGGGGAGACUGAAUGUUGAUAUUGAUGAUGUUGUCUUAGAAAAAGCUCUGAAAAAUGCAAAGUAUACCUCGCCGACUAUUCAAAAAGAGAUUUUGCAUAUUCUUGCGAAUAAAAUGAGGAAAAAGAUUUGUGAACAAGUUAGAGAUGCAAAGUUUUGUAUUUUGGUUGACGAAGCCAAAGAUGCAUCAAAUAAAGAACAAAUGGCUAUUGUUUUGAGAUUUGUUGACAUUCAGGGUUUUGUCAAGGGUAUGAUGGUGCUAGCAAUAUGCGUGGCGCAUGGAAUGGACUACAAGCUCUAUUUCUCAGAGAUUGUCCUUAUGCAUAUUAUGUACAUUGCUUUGCUCAUCGACUACAACUGGGAUAAGUUGCAGCAGCUGAAAAUGAGAUUUCUAUUUGCUAUUGGAGAACGUGAGACUGGUAGAGGGGCUAAUCAAAUUGGUAAUUUACAUCGAAGUGGAACUACUCACUGGAGCUCUCAUUUUGAUUCUAUUUGCAGCUUAAUAGAUAUGUAUGGUGCAACUAUUACUGUGCUUGAAAGUAUGGUUCAAGAAGGAUCUUCUAAUUCUAUACAUGGAGAAGUUGGUGGUUGUUUGAUUGUGAUGAAAUCUUUUGAAUUUAUAUUCAUCUUAUAUUUGAUGCAUAAAAUAAUGGGGAUUACUGAUUUACUUUGUCGAGCUUUGAAGCAAAAAUCUCUUGACAUCUUAAAUGUAAUGGAUCUUGUAUCAACUACUAAAGCAUUGCUUCAAACUUUGAGAGAUGCCGGAUUUGAUCUUCUCCUUGCAAAUGUGCAAUUUGUUUGCACAAAAUAUGAGAUUGAGAUACCACAUAUGAAUGCUUCGUAUAAAAAGGCUACAGUUGAUGCUAUUUACAAGCUUGCUGAGAAAUUUUAUCCUGAAGAUUUCAAUGAACAAGAGAUGUAUUAUUUGAGAUCUCAGCUAAAGCAUUAUCAGAUUGAUGUGAUUCAUCAUGAGAGCUUUCAGAAUAUGUCUACCAUUUCUGAAUUAUGUCGAGGAUUAGCUGAAACAAAUAAGUCGCAGCACUAUCAUUUGAUUGACAGGUUGAUUCGUCUUGUUUUGACUUUGCCUGUUUCCACUGCCACUACAGAGAGGGCAUUUUCAGCUAUGAAACAUGUUAAAACUGUGCUUCGCAAUAAAAUGGAAGAGGAGUUCUUAGCAGAUUCUAUGAUGAUUUACAUUGAACGAGAGCUUGUUGAAGAUAUUAAAUUUGAAUUCGAUCAUAGAUGA